Molecule: messenger RNA, 1476 nt
Organism: Lucilia cuprina (Australian sheep blowfly)
Lineage: Eukaryota; Metazoa; Arthropoda; Insecta; Diptera; Calliphoridae
Product: cholecystokinin receptor type A-like
Exons: 4
Biological process (GO): neuropeptide signaling pathway
Cellular component (GO): membrane
Molecular function (GO): neuropeptide receptor activity; gastrin receptor activity
Source: RefSeq, a predicted model, not a curated record
UGUGAUACAAAUAGUAUUUUCAUUACGGAGUUAUUAACUUACAACACGGCUUUUACGUCGUGGCCAAUUAAAUCAACUGUUUUGGCACUUAUCUCCAACGAAUCUUUUGCAGUCAAUGAAACUGUUACAACGAUUGCACUCAAUAAUGCACAUUUGGCCUUUGCGAACUUGACCCAAAGUAACAUUACUGCGCAUACUACAAUUGCAGCAACAUACUCUAUCCCCACUCUUUUACUAUCACCAUCAACAACAUUUCCAACUGCAACUAGUAGCAGCACCAUCUCCAGCAAUGUCACCCAACAACGUCAGUCUACGCGCAGCAAUGCAUUUGAGGUACCCAUAUGGUUGAUUCUGUGUUACAGUGUAAUAUUACUUUGCGCCAUUGUAGGCAACCUGUUGGUUAUUUCAACGCUCGUGCAGAAUCGUCGUAUGCGUACCAUUACAAAUGUAUUUCUACUUAACCUUGCCAUCUCUGAUAUACUGUUGGGUGUCCUUUGUAUGCCAGUAACCUUGGUGGGUACAUUACUACGACAUUUUAUAUUUGGAGAAUUUUUCUGUAAACUGAUACAGUUCUCACAAGCUGCAUCUGUUGCCGUCUCCUCAUGGACACUUGUGGCAAUAUCUUGUGAACGCUAUUACGCUAUAUGCCAUCCGUUACGUUCGAGACGUUGGCAGACCCGAAGUCAUGCGUACAAAAUUAUAGUGUGUAUAUGGUGUGGCAGCAUGCUGUGCAUGUUGCCAAUUGCAAUGUUCAGUCAGUUGAUGCCAACAAGUCGACAAGGUCUACGCAAAUGUCGUGAAAAUUGGCCUAGUUAUGCCUUGCCCUAUGAACGCUCUUAUAAUUUAUUUCUUGUGUUAAUGCUUUUGGUGCUGCCACUGAUGAUACUCUCAGUGGCAUACAUCCUAAUAACACGUACUCUGUAUGUAGGUAUGCGUAUUGAGAAGGCCAUGAUAUUCGGUGGCAGAGGACAAGAAGAUAUGCAUUCACCAUUUCAGAGAAAAUCAAAUAAUGCCAGCAGACUGAGAAAAUCAUCAUUUCUAACAUCGUCAUCGAUGACAACGACUGCAUCGUCACGUCUUAAACUUAAUUUAUCAUUAAGAUGCCAUGGCAGACCAGCAACAACACCUACUUAUAAUAAUAUCACCACUAGCACCACAACAAAUCUUCAGAGUAAUUUAGACAACCACCAAGAAGAAACGAAUAUUUUCUGUCAGAAGCAGCAACAACAGCAACAUAAUCACCAAUUACCAGCACAAAGAUUAUAUCAGCAACAUAAUUUUCAAAAUUAUCACCAGCAACAUCAAAUUGUAUUUAACGAGGGAGUUCAACAGGAACAGCAACAACAGCAGGAACAACAAGCUUGUUGUGUUAAGCUUAAAUUUUUAUAGUAAUUAUACUCUGCAUCUCCUCUGGGAAGGGAAUUAUGUGUAGAUACUGAAACGAAGAUCAAAAGUAAUAUAGAUGCCAAACUACAG